Molecule: messenger RNA, 2672 nt
Organism: Saccostrea cuccullata (small rock oyster)
Lineage: Eukaryota; Metazoa; Mollusca; Bivalvia; Ostreida; Ostreidae
Product: interferon-induced protein 44-like
Exons: 8
Coding region: 102-1490 (462 amino acids)
Molecular function (GO): GTP binding
Source: RefSeq, a predicted model, not a curated record
AUUGAUCUGGGGCGUCGUAUUCAAAAACGAAAGUACUUUCAAGUGGUUUUUGGUCAGAUUCUGGACGUUUAUGGUAGCAGUAUUGCUUGACAUUAAGAGUUAUGGAUGGUCUGCUGAAGAAUCGGGAUAGGAUACAGUUAUCAGAAUGGAUCGGCAGGGCGUGUAAUCUCGUUCUUUUGUACAAGGUCAGCAGAGAUGGGGGUUCGGCGGAGAAGUUUCAUAAUCUGUGUGACAACAAGGGACCUACAGUUACUGUGUUCUAUAACACGGAUAACAAUGUCUAUGGCGGAUAUUUAUCAGAAACGUGGGGUGGAACAGACCAAUGGUGUAUCGACCAAAAGGCGUUUCUCUUUAAAUUAUACAGUGUUGGAGAAUGGAAGCCGAAAAAAUUUUUCUCAAAUGGAAAAUCUAAUAAUUAUUACAAGAGCACAAAUUAUGGACCAUUAUUUGCUAAUUUGUGGUCAUUUUAUGGAUCCCCUGAAAAGUCCUGUUGUGGUUAUAAGAUGGGCAGUACCAGUUUUUUUAGCGGUUCACACUUUCACAUGGAAGGAGAAACAUCUCAGUCAAUUGCAAAUGGACACAAUGAUGUCACUGAAAUGGAAGUCUACUUCGUAAAAGAUGGUCCUUUAGCUUUGGAACACGCCACUUUGUGGAGGGAACAACCACAAUGGAACUUGCAGACUUUUCAAGAAUUGAAAGAGUACAUAACAAAAUACGAACCAUUUGAGGAAUCCGAGGUCCCUGAAGCAAACAUCUUAUUGAUUGGACAAGUCGGGGCUGGCAAAUCUAGUUUCCUUAAUACCAUCAACUCAAUCUUCAAGGGAGCGAUAUCAUCUCGAGCAUGCACAGGGAGCGCUGAAAACACUUUAACUAAAAGUUUUGAAAAACUCCGAAUCCGUGAUCCGGCAGCAAAGAAACAUUUGAAGUUCAGGAUUUGUGACACACGAGGAAUAGAAAAAGCUCUUUCUAUCAAAGAAGAAGAUCUUCGAUUUAUUAUGGAUGGAAAUCUGCCUAAUCAUUACAUUUUCAAUCCAGUUGAUUCUGCGUCCGCAAAAGUUCCAGGUUUUGUCAAAGAUCCAACAUUGAAAGAGCGAAUGCAUGUUGUUGUGUUUGUUAUUGACGGAAGCACAUUAGAUGUUCUACCGGAAGACACGCUUAAAAAACUCAAGGACUUCAAAACGAUGGUAGUUGACAGGGGUAUACCUCAGUUAGUUUUACUUACCAAAAUGGACAAGGUAUGUGAAUUUGUCGAAAAGGAUAUCAGUAAUAUGUUUGUGAGCGAAGGUGUAGAGGGCCUGGUGACCAAAGCUGCUGACGUCAUCGGAAUCCCAAGAUCCCACGUACUUCCGGUGAAGAAUUACGAAAAAGAAACACUUCUUAACAUAAAUGUAAACAUCCUGGCUCUAGGAGCAUUACGCCAGGCACUCUUGUUCGCUGAUGACUUUCUGGAGAACCAAUUUGAAAUUGAACAAGAAAAUUCACGGCGUUGAAUUAAAGAAGCACUGAUUCAUAAACUAGAUUUCGAACAUGUUCAGCAUGCAUUUUUUAAGAAAAAGACAAAAACGAAAGUGAUGUGAUGUGAUGUUACAUGUAUUCUUUGCACGUAUUCCCAGCAUUUACAUCUAUUAUUCAAACUCAUCUUUAAUCAACAAGUAACCAAAUUGUCAUUUGUUUUUAAGGAAUAUUGCAUGAGCUGUUGAAAUCAAUAUAAUAUGAGAGAUCCCUCCCCUUACAAUGUUAAAGUCCAAUUUUUAAGAUAAAACUGAUAAUUUUUGAUCGAAUGACGAUAUUCUUCUGAGGCCGUUCUGGUCAGCGUUCUUGUUUUUUUUUUUGUUUUGACCAGUAGUUUCUUUGGAUGACCGAUAUCUAUCAUUUUCUUUUCAGGGUUUUUUACAGCAAUUUAAAUAGUAUGAAUUUUUAUUGAAGAAACAUCCGAUAUUUAUGUACAUGUGUAAGAACAAGUUUUUUCCUCAUGGAUUUAAGGUAAAUAUAUAUGUAUGAGACAAAAAUAUUGAAUUAGACAUUGCCGUUUAAUCAGACUUUUGCGAAGACACUGACUUUUACAGUUGACGGCUUACUUGGACAUUUAAACCUGCGUCAUGUACGGAGGUACAGAAUUGAAAAUGGAUAGGAAAACAUAUACUGAGAUAAAAGUCAUUGUAUUCGGGGCUUUGAAAUGAUUUAUCAAAAAAAUUAUUUAGAGACUUUAUUCACAAGAAUUAAUAUAUCCUUUUAUUUUCAAUAACUUAAAAAAUGAAAUAAAGAAGCCACAUUUCGUAGGAAAGUUUGGCAGGAAUUAGUCAAGACUGGAAUGGAGGUUGUUGAGGGUAGGAAUGUUGCAGUUUCCCAACUAGACAACGAAAUAUGAUUUUUGAAAUAACCCGUUAUUAUCGUUUUCUUAAAUGUUAAGAUCAAUAUUUUUUCACACAAGUUUCCUGGUGUAAAAGUAAGCCGUCAACUGUAAAAGUCAAUGUCUUCCCAAAGUCCAUUAUGAAAUCAAAACUUAUUGAUUUGAAAAACAUUUAAAAAUCUUUUUCUGUUUUAGUAUUAGUUAUAAUUGCUUGUUUUGUGUAUCUUUGAGAAAUAAGAACUGUUUGUCUGACCGAUUUUCUACUAAAAAACAAAGGAUUCAACACCUGGGGUUUCAAUAAACUCUCGGUAAGAUUAGCAGA